Polyodon spathula (Mississippi paddlefish) is the source of this 815-nucleotide messenger RNA. Its product is annotated as unconventional myosin-XIX-like. The coding region runs from base 81 to 530 and encodes 149 amino acids. The record is from RefSeq and is a predicted model, not a curated record. NCBI's taxonomy places the organism in Eukaryota, Metazoa, Chordata, Actinopteri, Acipenseriformes, Polyodontidae. The transcript has 3 exons.
GGUUAACAAGAAGAUGGAUCGCAAGAAGGCACAAAGCAGCUGAAGUUAUUCAGAGGGCUUGGAGAACAUGGAGAACCCUGAUGGAUGCCUUGGCCGCAGCAGAGCUGGACGACACCGCGGAGAUUGAAGAGCAGCUGGUAUCUGUGCAGGGGUCUCCAGUCAGAGCUGUUAAAGGUUUCACACGGAUGUCAUCAGCAGGCACACCUCAAGCCCAGGAGCCUGUGCUGGUCCAGUCGUGGCCCUUUGGCCUGGCCCUUUCUUCAGCCCCCUACCUCAGCAUGCCUGUCACUGCCAGUGGGCUGCAGAAAGUCAUGUCUCUGCUGGCCUGCUUAAAGCUCUCAUUCAGGAAUGCAAACUACAAAGUGGAGACCAACCAGUUUGGUCAGGGAGUUGCAUCAAUAAGAGCACCACCGCAAGAAACCAUCAAGUUGCAUCUCGGACGAUCCCCCUUGCUUUAUGCUGAUGUUUGUCCAGGAAAGAAAAGUGAUCAUAUCACUGGCUAUAACCAGAUUUUACUUGAAAAAACAUGAUUGCUGUCUACACUACAAGCUGCCUUCCUGCAUCACUGUAUUGCUGCCUUAUUGAUAAAUAUAUAUCACUUUGCUCUAGCUGCCUAUAACACACAACACUAUACCAAUAAAACUACAGUAUUUACUCUACAGAUUCAAUCAGGUUAAAUCAAUGUUUCACCAAGUGCCUUCACCUCAGGGCCAUUGAUUGAAGCAAUAAACUUGAAGCUACCUAUUUAUGUUAGUAUUAGCAGCUGAAAUGAUGUUGUAUUUUUCAUACAUAUAUUUUGUUAUUUCUGUUCUUUU